CCUUGAGCGGGCAGGACUGCUCUUGGAGCUGUGACAGGAAACUUCCCCGUUGUUGGUCGGCUCCCAGCAGCAGUAGCGGCAGUCGGUCCCCCUCCAGCGCGUCAGCCGCACGUUCGCGUCUGAAAUGCACUUGACUGGACUGGGCUGCGUUCUGCGGGACUUUGUCGCCCUGUCGAGUCAUGGCUUUCCAUCUUCAUUUAGGAUAAGACAGUAAGCGCGAGACUUUUGUAGGAGCAACUUUGGAACUGUACAUUUCGUUUUGGAGCCUCACUGGGCGCGAGGAUGGAGGCGGUGUUCUACCUGCUCGCCUUCAUGUUGGCCCGGGUUAGUUGGGGUCUCGGGUACGCGGAGUCCAGUGUUCAGACGGGCCAGAGAGCGGCGAGCAGACACAGGAACUGGUGUGCUUAUGUGGUGACUCGCACUGUUAGCUGUGUGAUGGAGGAUGGGGUGGAGACGUACAUCAAACCAGACUAUCAACGCUGUACCUGGGGCCAGUGUCCUCGAGUUGCCUACCGGACGUUCAGGAGGCCACGGUAUAAGGUAGCUUACAAGAUGGUGACAGAAAUGGAGUGGAAAUGUUGCCAUGGUUACUCUGGGGAAGACUGCCACAAUGGGCCAAAGGGAACCACUGACAACCAGGUCAAUGGAGGGCGACCCCGCGUCACGCAGACGGGCUACAACCCAGACGGAGGACAGAGAGGAGGAGGUGACUCUGAGAAGAUCAGACAGCUGGAGGAAACCAUCCGGGGUCUUAGCAAAGACCUGCAUAACAUGCAGACCACCAUCCAUGGCAUGAACCAGAGGCUGCCUGGUCUGAAUGGGGGUGCUGCCCCUGCUGAUUCAGCUCAGCCCCACAUGAAGGAGACCAUCAACAGCAUCCAGACCAGGCUGGACCAGCUCUACAACAGAACACAGGUCCACGACCAGACCAUGCUCAACAUCAACAACCACCUGGUAAAUGGAGGGGGGAACCAGCUGACCACGCUGAAGGAGGAGAUUCUGACCGAGCUGGAGAGAAGGGUGACUCUGUCCUGCUCCGCCUGCCAGGCUGGUGUGGAGGACCUGAGGCGCCAGCAGCAAGAGGACCGGGAGCGGAUCCAAGCCCUGGAGAAGCUGAUUGGCUCCAUGGACCAGCACCUGAGGCAGAGCCUGGAAAUCUCCCGCAGCGAGAGCCAGCGCUCCCAGGCCUGCUGCAACACCGUCAACGAGCUGGAGAAGAGGCUGACGGAUGUGGACGUCCGGGUCACCUCCACGGCUAACAAGUGUGACACCAUUAAAGGGCGGCUGGAUAAGGAGCUGGAUGGGACGGGCGGAGGAAAGGGAAGAGUGACGGAGGACAGGCUGAACGGCAGACUGAGAGAGCUGGAGAAAAGGGUGAACAACACGGUGAGAAAGACGGAGCAGAGGUGCACCAACACGGGCAACAACGUGAAGGACAGCGUCCAGAGAGACAUCACGCAGUUGCGCAACAUGGUCCUCAGUCGGCUGGACGAGCACGGCUUCAAGAUCGGCAAGAUAGAGCUGGACGUGGGCGUGUUAGGAGACACGGUCACCGACCACAGUCGGCGUCUGAAGCAGCUGGAGAACAUCACAACUGUCCUGGACAAGAGGCUGACAACGACCACAAACAUGUGCCACGAGACCUGCGGGCCCAACGGACAGGGCCGUAAGACUGACGACACCGUGAAAACGUUAGAGUGGAGAGUUGUGGCCAACGAAGAGGACAUCCAGAAGUUUAACACCCGGUUGGAUGAUUUGUCCGUGUCCGGGGACUCGCUGACCGACCGAGUCAUCAACUUAGCAGAAGAUGUCAAAAAGAUAAUAGCUGUGACGGGGGAGAGCGGCGAGCAUUUCAACCGGAUCGUCACAGAGGUGGAAACGUUGGGCCGUGAUGUCGAGGACUGUUCAAUUUGCCGGAGAGUAGAGGACAACUUGCGCUCGCUCACCAACUCCACCAACAGCAGCCUCAGCAGGUGCCAGGCCGAACUCACCGAUCUGAGGAGGAAGGUGGACUCAGGAGAAUCGGUGUGCUCUCAGGUGUGCUCCAACCUUCAGGAGGAGGUGGGCCGACUGCGAGAGGAAGUGGAGGAGUGUACCGGACAGUGUAAAACCAACAUCAACGAUCUGAAGAAACGCCUGGAUGGCCAUGGCGUCCAUAGUGGGAAAUUAGGAGGGGAUCUGAAGUCCAUCCAAGGAGAACUGGCUGGAGUCAUGGUCACAUGUAACUCCAUCAAUGAGACUCUGAAGGGCCUGGGAAGGACUGUACACACGCAUGGCAACACGCUGACGGAUCUGACCAACACCAAGGACGACCUCAUCUCUGAGGUGGACAAUUUGCAGAAGGAGCUGACAGAGCAUGUUGAUGACUCAAAGAUUCGAUUCGGCGAUCUGCAAAAAGAGAUCCAGAUCAUCCGGAGCAACUAUGUGACGGAGGUGGGGGAGUGCUGGCGUUCUGGCGACGGCCUGGAAAGAAGACUCUCCAAGCUGGAGGGAGUGUGCCAACACUUGGACUCGUUCUCAGACAGCCUGGACAGGAUCAGGGAGGGCCUGAACCGACAUGUGUCUGGGCUGUGGAGCUGCGUCAACGGACUCAACGUCACAGUACUGUCUCACCGAGACCUCAUCCACAAUAUCCAGACCGUCCAGCUGGAGAACGUCCACUCCGACAUACACAGACUCAACUCUUCAGUGCUGGACUUGGUCAAGGAGUUCCACAGUUUCGUAGAACAGGACUUCAUGGGUCCACCUGGUCUACCGGGCCCCCGUGGAGAGAGGGGCGAGCGUGGAGCCCAGGGUCCCGUAGGACCCCAAGGGAGGGUGGGACCUCCAGGCACAGAGGGCAAGCCAGGACUAACUGGACCCCCAGGUCUCAGAGGUGAACAGGGUCCUGCAGGGUCUGAUGCCCACGUGCCACGCCUUUCUUUCUCCGCCGCGCUGACUCGCCCGAUGAGAAGCUCGGGGACCAUAGUGUUCAACGACGUCCUUGUUAAUGAAAACAACGUCUACGAUCCCAAAACAGGUUAUUUCACAGCUCCAGUGAGUGGGAAGUACUUCUUCAGCGGCAUUCUUACGGGCCAUAAGAACAUGAAGAUCGAGGCAGUGUUGUCCAAGUCCAACACUGGCGUGGCCCGAGUGGACUCCGCCGGCUACCAGCCCGAAGGCUUGGAGAAGCCCAUGGCGGAGGCCAAACAAAUCCCCGGCGCUCUGGCUGUCUUCAACAUCAUCCUGCCCAUGGAGGCGGGGGACACGGUCUGCAUCGACCUCGUCACCGGCAAACUGGCGUACUCCUCGGAACCGCUGACCAUCUUCAGUGGGAUGCUGCUGUACGAGACCAUCUGAUUGGCUCGUAGUCCUGAGUCUCCCUGAGUGAAACGUUUCCCCCUCACGAGAGCAUCUCAUUUGUCCGCCGGACUGUAAGAGACAGAGCCGCUGGCUGGACAGACGGAAGAGACUGAAAUAAGUGGACUGGAUUCACACCCAGCCAGGAAAUCAAACUAUAUUUUUACAUUCUAAGAAGAAAGGACAAAAACACCCACACCAAUCAAUACUUUGUUGUGUUUCACAGCUUUAAGGAAAGUAAUUUGUGCAAAGAGCCAGUGGAAUUUUUGUGUUUGUUUUUUUAAACUCAAUGACGUGUUGUCUUCAGAAAAAAAAGCCACUGCAGGGUUAUCUUAUAAUUCCAUAUUGUAUGCUGAAACUUGAAUUAUUUACCGCGUACACCGAGACGGCCUUCAGAUCUUUCUUGUGUUAAUGAAAGGACAUUUGGGAAGAUGAUGAAAGGAUGUGAGGGUCUUUUGUUUCAAUGUGUAAUCCACCCAGAGCAUAACAACUGUUCAAAAGAUUAUUGCACACUAUGUUUUCUGUUUCUAGUGUAGUUUUUUUCUUCUUCUUUUCAUGCUUACAGUUUCAUUUUGACCGCAAGCGAAUUCCCAGAAACAUAACGCUGAAUGCCAAUUGUCAUGGAAAAAAAGUGAUGUAGGCGGAGGGGACACAGUCCAAACCGCUGUUCUUUAGAAGGAUAUGCACAAAUGAAGUCACUGACAGUUCAUUCGAAAAUAAACCACAGGAUUUUAUAAAUCAUACAACAGCAAAACAAUACGACCAUUUUAGGACAUUAGCUAUGCCUUGAAACACGAGGGUGAGAGGAUGGGGAUUUUUUCUCUCUCUCUCUGUCCUAAUAAGGACCAUCUAAACGUGGUGGAGGAUCACGUAGUUAAUGUUAUGAAGCUGUUACUAUCAUUCUAUCUCACAGUGGGGUUUUGUUUAAAGCUAACACUUCUACACACAAGGAAGGAAGCUGAAGCAUGGUAUCUACUUCAUGAACACACACACUCAAGGGUGUUGGGUUCAAUGUCUCCAACUAUCUGCAGGUGUUGAUUAAGCGACAAAAACAUCUAAAAAAUAGUAGAAAAAAAUUGCGGAAAAUGUUGAAAGAAGGGUCAAAAACCUCGCAAAAACACUCAAAAAUAGGCAGCAAAAAAACCGUCCAAAGGCAACAAAUGUUGGAAAAAGUGACAAAUAAAAUUCAAACAAAUUGGCCAGAAAAACCCUCAAAAAGGCAACAAAAACCAUUGAAAUAAUUGUCAAAAAACAUUGAAAAAGGCAACAAAAACCAUUGAAAUAAUUGUCAAAAAACAUUGAAAAAGGCAACAAAAACAUUGGGAGAAACGGUCAAAAAAAAGCAACAAAAACUUUGGAAAAGCCCAGUCUUGUUUUUUGACAGGGUUGUAAUCCCCCAUCCCCCCCCCCCCCCCCCCCCCCCCCCCCCCCCCCCCAAAUUACACCCAUGCACACACUGCCCGCCUUAAGAAGAAGGAUUAAAAUGUCUCCAGCAAAUAUGUGUAUGACAUCACGAUUGUAGAUAUUCUUGAAUGGAUUUUAAAAAGGAACAUUGCACAUUUUCUGCAGAGAUGAUAUUCAGCAGAUUGGGCCACAUAUUGCAUUCUAUUUACAUUAUGGUGGAAGUAAUACAUGGAUUUAUAUCAGCAUAUCUGGGUUCGGUCACAAUGCAAAUUUUGUCACAUUUUUUCCUCGGUGUGGUAAUGUAAGUAUAUAUGUUUCUAUGUAGCCUAUAUUGUAUAACCUUUAAGGAAUGUAAAUAUUUUUCAAUGGUUUCGCCCAUAUAAGAUUUUUACGAGUUACCACUUCACCUUGCCAGGUAUUGUAUAUGUUUUGUAUGUUUGUGACACAUGUGUGCCUCAAAUACAGAUACCCAGUUUUACACA
This is a messenger RNA of Etheostoma spectabile (orangethroat darter), 5225 nucleotides long. It is a transcript of the gene emilin1a, whose product is annotated as elastin microfibril interfacer 1a. The transcript has 12 exons. The coding region runs from base 283 to 3339 and encodes 1018 amino acids. The record is from RefSeq and is a predicted model, not a curated record. NCBI's taxonomy places the organism in Eukaryota, Metazoa, Chordata, Actinopteri, Perciformes, Percidae. Gene Ontology annotation, molecular function: protein binding.